AUGGCACACAUCCACUACCAAAAGCCAAAGGGGAAAGCGAAGUGCUACUGCUAUCGCUGUAUUGAAAUCUGCAGCGGAUUCCUCCUGGUGAUGCUGGUGGCCAUGGUCAUCACUCUCCUGCGUUAUUUUCUAGAAUUCUUGGGGCUGACAUUGUCAGCAGAUGCUGGGAACAAAACAAAAUUCCUGACCAACACAACCAUAAAUCUUGUGUCGUCGGGCAACCAACUCAUGCUCAGUGAGGGAUUUCAAUUUGCCAAGACACCGUCUCACACCUCAGCCAUGAAUGGCACCAGUUCACUCCUGAAAUCGAUGCCUCCUCAGAGCAAAGUGUGGGAGGAGAUGGAUUCUCCUCAGAGGCAUACUGAGGAGACCCUUCCAUGGACUUCUUCACCCCCAUUAAUUUCGACGCCACGAACCGCCUCGCUGCAAGGGUUCCCUUCAGCAUCAUCGCUAAGGCCUCCUCAGCAGCUGCUGACCCGACUCGACGGCACGCCACGAUUCGCAGCUGUGGAGACAGAAUGGAUGUCUCCACAGCUGCGAAUCGUGGUCACGCAACAGACUUCUUUGCCUCAGCGGACCACACCGACAGAGCCAGAAUCUCCUCACCAGCUCACCUCAGUGGCAGAAUCGACGUCACCCCACAAACUCACCGCAGCAACCAAGCUGACCUCUCUACAGCAGCUGACCCCAGCUUCCUCACCCCAGCUAACCUCAGCCAUGGAACAGAUGUCCUCACCUCAGCGAACUUCAACUGUGCGACUGACUUCCCCACAGCUAACCACAAUGGCAAAGCUAACUUCGUCACAGUGGAUAGUUGCAACCACAAAAUGGACAUCUCUUCGCCAGUUCUUCUCAGCCAUUCAGUCUUCUCCUUGGCAGCUAACCACAGCCAUGAACCUUGUGUCUCCACAGAUAACGUCUACAGCCCCGAAACAGACAUCUCCUGGUCAGCUAACUUCAGCCAUUAAACAGAGGUCUUUACCUCAGUUAAUCACAGCUAUGAAUCUGAUGUCUUCACAGCCGUUGACCACAGCCAUGAAACCGAGGUCUCCUCCACUAACUUCAGCCAUUAAAUCAAAGUCUUUACCUCAGCUAACCACAGCCAUGAACCUUGUGUCUCCACAGAUAAUGUCUACAGCCCUGAAACGGACACCUCUUGGUCAGCUAACUUCAGCCAUUCAACAGAAGUCUUUACCUCAGCUAACCACAGCCACAAAUGUGAUGUCUCCACAGCCACUGACCGCAGCCAUGAGACACACAUUCCCUGGUCGGCUAACUUCAGUCAUUAAAUUGGUUGACACGCCAUUAAAUUUAAAUUAAGUUUGACAAAUCAAUCAAUCAGUCAAUCAGUUAAUCAAUCAAGGCCCUCUUCAAAGCCGUUGACCACAGCCAUAAAAUGGAUGUCUGCCCAGCAAACCUCCGCCAUUAAAUCAAGGAGCUCGCUUGCCUUCCCCGGCCUACAAGUAACAGCUGCUUUUGCCUCCACCAUGCCAUGCCCCCACAGUAAUGGCGGCGUGGUGAAGGCAAGCACUGGGCCCCGGAAGACGUCCCCCUCCCGCAUCCCAAGGGGCCCCAUGCCACCAGUGUGGGGGCUGCUUGCACCAAGAGAGCCGCCACGUUCAACGCGGCCUCUCCUUCCCCCUGGCUUGCUGCCAGAAAUGGUGGUGGGCCCGGUGGAAACCUUUUGACACGGCACUGAUCGUUCACACGAUCGCCUGCCGGGAUUCAAUGGACCGCACUCUGACUGGCAGCGUCUCCAAGGUUGCAGGCAGGAGUCUCCCUCCCAGCCCUACCUGGAGAUGCUGCCAGGGACAAAACUUGGGACCUUCUGCAGGAAAAGCAGUCGCUCUCCCACUGAGCUACGGCCUCGUCCCUGGCUUGGACCGCUCUCUUGGGAGAGCUAAUGGAUGUCAGUCAGAUGAAGCCUCAAGUUCAGAGGCAUUAUAAAUGUUGGCUGGUCUUCUGUUCUGAGCCAUUGUCUCUCCAAGGCUUCCUGCUUUGACACAGAAGCUGGAAAUCUGAUGAGUUAGAUAAUUAGUCCUUAACGCGAGCCGAUUUCUUCCAGAGGCAGGUGCCCAGCUUUGGAGCCAUGUCAAGUUGCAAGUAACUUCUCCGACCAGUCGGGCAGGAGGAAUGUGGCAAGGUGCCCAGGCACCAAUCUGCCCAGAGACAAAAGAGGGAUCUGCUGUCUACACAGCAUUUUCCAUCUCUUUCCUGCUCACAAAUCAUGCCCAAUCCACCUGUUCACACAGCCUAAAUGCUUCGUGACUGAACCCUUCUCCAUGUUUGAGGGGACUUCUGCUCUGGCUUUGGAACCAUCUGUUAGCUGCUGUGAAGCUUUUUAUGAGUUUUUGGCGGACAAAAUCUCUUGUCUUCGAGCCGACCUGGAUUCCAUUGUUGGUGCAGAGUCUUUAGAGGGGGUAUCCAAUAACUCCUCUUGUGCGGUUAUAUUGGAUCAGUUUCAAUUUGUGACUCCUGAGUACGUGAACAAGCGGCUUGGAACGAUGCGUCCUCCCGCCUGUUGACCCUUGUCCAACAUGGCUUUUAUCAACAAUCAGGGAGAUUGUUGGGGAGGGCCUGGUUGAGAUCCUAAAUGCUUCUCUGGGGGAAGGUGGGAUGCCUGUCUGUUUAAAGGAGGCAAUUAUUAGACCUCCUUUUCAAGAAGCCUGCACUGGAUCCCCCUCAGGUUUAGGCAGUUAUAGGCCUGUCUCCAAUCUCCCGUGGUUGGCCAAGGUGAUUGAAAGGGUGAUGACCUCUCAACUUCCGGCAGUCUUGGAUGAAAAAGAUUAUCUAGUGGAUGGGUUCAAAGUACCUGAGCCCCCCAGCUCCUGAGGGCCCCCCAACUCUACCAUUAUCUUCAUUAUCUCCCUCACUCUGAAGGGCUGCCAGGGAGAGGGGUGAACCCGGCUUCUCUCUCCUCUAGCUACGUCCCUGGACCCAAUGGAUGAUCUCCAAAGGGGAAUUGACAGAGGGAGUGUGACUCUGUCAAUUCCCCAAGCUGUAAGUCUUGCAAUGCGGUCACCUUUCCUGUUCCUAGGGGUGCAGCAGACCUGGUCAAAGAUCACAAGGAACACUCUUCCAAGCCACCCCUCUCCAGCCGGCUCAUUUAUUCCUUUCUCCACACCCUUGAGCAAAAUCAUCAAAGAGGUGCUACUCUUUUCCCUGCAAAAUUUUUUCCCCAAAUUCCUUCCAAUGAAGGAUGUUGCAUUUCUGCUUGUCUGAAGACCCAGGGACCCGGCCAAAAGGACCCCAGAAAGUGGCCAGUUUUGGUCUUCCUCAGAUCAUCAGUGGAAGAGAAGCUCCCCAGCCAUUCUUCCUGCCCUCAAAUUUUCUUGUUUCCAGGGAAGGAAUUGACAAAUAUAAACCCAGAGAAGUGAAGGACAUCUACUGAUAAAUCUCAGUCGGCAGGAACCUUGGACAGUGAAGGUCUCUUUGCUGAGAUUUGUCUGGAAGAAUGCCAUGGCGGAACAUCUUUGCGUGCUUGAACUCAAGCCGGCGUGUGCCUUUCUUCUCUGCCAAGGACCCCAGACUUCCACUAUGAUGUGCCAGUAAGCAGCCACACUGGUGUUCCUGUGGACAUACAGGUUAAACAGCAUCACCAAUUACAAGUUCAUCCCUGGAGGCACUGCCUGACUGCCGUCUGGGGCCAGCAGAAGCUUUUCUCAUUCAUCACAAGGCGUCUUCUUCUUUUGCAUGCCCAGAGCGGAUGGAGUGGAUCAGUGGAUCUGCUCCAGAAAGCAAAUAAGGGUUCUUUCCAUCAGAUAUCGGUGCAGAACACUUUUCAUCUGCAUGAAAGCGCCGUCACCGUUUCCUUACUUGGAAGCACUGAUCCAGAUUAGAUGUCCAUAUUUCCCUAUCAUUAUGUGCUUUAACAAACUUGUUCUUGUUGAACACCCACUUUAAGUAGUGGCCACCAGGAAUGCGACUGCAUUGUGUCCCGUGAAUGGAGGGUCAUUCCCACCCACCCCCACCCCAUCCAAGACUAUAUCUGCAGUGAGAGUAGAAUGGGACGUUGCUGUGGUCAUAGGAAUGAGAACAGCGGGGUUCUUCUGCAUUCUGUAAACACAGUAUAUACACGGCUGCACUGAUCCAGCUAGAUCCUGAGAGGACUCAAAGCAUUAGUUGCCACAUUCAUUGUCCCAGAUCAAGGAAGCCAAGGCACAUGAAACAGUCACUUUCAGCCACAAACUGGCUGAAUAUUUAGAUCAUAUGUUUUUACCUAAGUUGAGGAGAGCACGUUGUUCGUGUUAUUUUGUAUUGACAAUUUCGUAGGGAUGCUUGCAUUAAGUUUAUUGCUCCUCUCUUAAAGAAUCAUCCUGGAUCAAUUUUACUUGGAUUUUUUGCUGUCAAUUUUUAAAUCUGUUACCGCUAUAAAUGUGGCCAAGUUUUGUUUCGUUGCAUCCAAACUCCGUAGAGCUUGUAUUAGCAACUUGAAUAUUUUGUAAAUUAUAAAUGUAUUAUUUUAAAUGUUAAACUGGUCUAAGGACCGUAAUAAAUUGACUCCUACUACUA
Messenger RNA from Hemicordylus capensis (graceful crag lizard), 4512 nucleotides. RefSeq names its product polycystic kidney disease protein 1-like 3. Lineage: Eukaryota; Metazoa; Chordata; Lepidosauria; Squamata; Cordylidae. The transcript is spliced from 3 exons. Bases 1 to 1320 code for a protein of 439 amino acids. The record is from RefSeq and is a predicted model, not a curated record.